AUGCUGGUCCUCACCAUCUACAUCCUCACCUUUGCCGUGGGGUUCCCGGCCAACGUGUUCACCUUCACCACCCUGGUGGCCAAGGCCCGGCGGCACCGCCCGUCCCCGUCCGACCUGCUGCUGCUCAACCUGACGGCGGCCGACCUGCUGCUGCUGCUCUUCCUGCCCUUCAAGAUGGCCGAGGCGGCGGCGGGGAUGGUGUGGCCGCUGCCGGCCGCGCUCUGCCCCGUGGCCAACUUCUGCUUCUACUCCAGCAUCUACCUGAGCAGCCUGUUCCUGACGGCGCUGAGCGUCCGGCGCUACCUGGGCGUGGCGUUCCCGCUGCGGCUGCGGGGCCGGGGCCGCCUGGGCCGUGUGGCGGCCGCCAGCGCCGUGCUCUGGCUCCUGGCCUGCUCCCACUGCUCCAUCGUCUUCAUUGCCUCCUACCACGCCCCCUCCACCCCCCCUGCCCCCUCCGUCCCCUUCAGGUGCUACGACGACUUCUCUGAGGACCAGCUGAGCUUCGUCCUCCCGCUGCGGCUCGAGCUCUUCCUCGUCCUGUUCCUGGUGCCGUUCGGCGUCACCGUGUUCUGCUACGUCGGCUUCGUGCGGGCGCUGCUCGCGCGCCCCAACAUCCCGCUGGCGAAGCGCCGGCGCGCCGUGGGCCUGGCCGUGGCCACCAUGGUCAACUUCGGGCUCUGCUUCGCCCCCUACAACCUGUCGCACGUGGUGGGCUUCGUGCAGGGCCGCAGCCCGCCCUGGAGGGUCUACGCGACGCUCCUGAGCAGCCUCAACGCCGCCAUCGACCCCCUCGUCUUCUACUUCUCGUCCGGCGCCGUGCGGGGGGCCCUGGCGGGGGUGGGGGCGGCGCUGCUGGGUAGGGUGUGGGGGGGGACGGGGGGGAGCCGGGGGGGCGAGGGGGGGCAGCAGACAUGA
Molecule: messenger RNA, 915 nt
Organism: Corapipo altera (White-ruffed manakin)
Lineage: Eukaryota; Metazoa; Chordata; Aves; Passeriformes; Pipridae
Product: free fatty acid receptor 2-like
Exons: 2
Coding region: 1-915 (304 amino acids)
Biological process (GO): G protein-coupled receptor signaling pathway; cellular response to fatty acid
Cellular component (GO): plasma membrane
Molecular function (GO): G protein-coupled receptor activity
Source: RefSeq, a predicted model, not a curated record